AUGAGCGGAGAAGCUGUUAAAGUAGCCGUUCGUGUUCGUCCUUUCAACUCUCGGUCUCAUGAUGGAUUCAUCGAAGACGAUAAUGGUGUCCUUGUCGGUACGGGCCCCAAGUAUGCAUCACAACGUGCUGUAUUUGACGAUCUUGGACAAGGUGUUUUAAAUAACGCAUUCGAAGGUUAUAACUGUUCACUUUUCGCCUAUGGUCAGACCGGGUCUGGUAAAUCUUAUUCUAUGGUCGGUUACGGUCCAAAUAAGGGAAUCGUACCUAUCACUUGUGACGAAUUAUUUAAAGCAAUCGAAGCAGAUAAAGGAGAUACGAAAUAUGAAGUUACGUUCAGUAUGUUGGAAAUUUACAAUGAACAAGUUCGCGAUUUAUUAAUCCGAAACAAUCCUAAGGGUGGAUUAAAG
Molecule: messenger RNA, 408 nt
Organism: Trichoplax adhaerens
Lineage: Eukaryota; Metazoa; Placozoa; Uniplacotomia; Trichoplacea; Trichoplacidae
Exons: 6
Biological process (GO): microtubule-based movement; cytoskeleton-dependent intracellular transport
Cellular component (GO): microtubule; kinesin complex
Molecular function (GO): microtubule binding; ATP binding; microtubule motor activity
Source: RefSeq, a predicted model, not a curated record